Molecule: messenger RNA, 2597 nt
Organism: Conger conger (European conger)
Lineage: Eukaryota; Metazoa; Chordata; Actinopteri; Anguilliformes; Congridae
Gene: amn1
Product: antagonist of mitotic exit network 1 homolog (S. cerevisiae)
Exons: 7
Coding region: 375-1124 (249 amino acids)
Biological process (GO): SCF-dependent proteasomal ubiquitin-dependent protein catabolic process
Cellular component (GO): SCF ubiquitin ligase complex
Molecular function (GO): protein binding
Source: RefSeq, a predicted model, not a curated record
UUUACAGAACUCCGUGCAAGUUAGCUGGCUAGCGAAAUUAAUUCUGGAGGGAAUAAAGGAAGCUAAUGUUAUUUCCAUGAUAUGUGCCUUGCAGAUUUGCUUUAAAAGGAUUGAUUGUUUUAAAGGAAUUCCAUGAAUGUUUAAUUUAUUUUUGCGUACCACAUUUUCACCAGGCUUAAUGGCUAUCAUAGUUGGUUAGUUAAGUUACCCUACAUAUGAUAUGAGCCAUCUAGCAAUGCUAGCUAUGUAGCUAGCUUUCGAGUUAGAACAAACUAUUUAAAAACAGUCCGUUAAAUACUGUCCAUUACUACAAGUUUUAUAAAUAGCCAGUUAGCUAGUUGGGAAAUCUUAGCAGCUAAAAUUGUCAUUCCAACAUGUCUGUAUAUUCGCUCUUGGACCUAUGCCUGGACUGUUUUGCAAAAUAUGCCGACAAUUACCACAGCGACAUUGAAGCUUUACCCGUUUGCAUCAAGGACAAACUAGUGCGGAUAAUGACUCGACAGGGCACGGUGACCGACUUCAACAUCAGGCAGCUGUUGCAUCCUGGGAUUCACACCCUGGACCUGCAGAUAUGCAGAGUGUCGGACUCCUCCCUGCUGCAGAUACGCUGCCCCGGACUGCGUCGGAUUCUCCUGAGGGGCUGCAGAGAGAUCACCUCAGCAGGUGUGGGGGCGCUGGCACAGUCCUGCCCCAGCCUGCAGGUGGUGGAUCUGGGCGGCUGCGUUGGGCUGACAGACGAGGGCGUGUUAGCGUUAGCGCACCGCUGCCCCCUGCUUGAGGUCGUCUCACUGAGGGGCUGCUCAGCCCUGAGUGACGCCGCCCUGCUGGCUCUCGGUCGCAACUGCAGGCUCCUGCACAGCGUCUACUUCUCAGAAACCCGUGUGACAGAUGAAGGUGUUGUUGGGCUAGCUACUGGAGUGUGCUCUGGCAGUCUAAAGGAGCUCCAGAUGGCGCGUUGUCAGUUCCUGACUGACGUGGCGGUGAUGGCGGUUCUGACUCACUGUCCGAGCAUCAGGAUCUUCAACUUCCAUGGCUGCCCGCUGAUCUCAGAUCAGUCCCGAGGGGCUCUGCAGAACCUUGUUGGCCCGGGUAAGAUCCAGCAGGUGUCCUGGACCGUGUACUGACCCUGUGCACCUGACCACAGGUGUGACCGCUGAACUCUGGGGACAGACCGUCACAGCCACCUGCCUUCCUGACUGUUGGGUCAAGGUGUUUUCCAGACAUUUAUUUCACUUGUAGAACAUUUCAAAAAGCCCAUCCCAGUGAGCAUGUGCACUGUUACUGUUUUGGUUAUUGGUUUCAAUGUUGAAUUCUCUCCUGAUGACAGGCUGCACUUGUACAGGUAAACCCAUGGCGGGAUCAGACCGGCUGAAUCCAGGACUGGGCGGUUUCGUUCCAUCAGGGUUAUCACACUCCAGUCCUGGAGGGGGUGCUGUGUCUGCGCAUUUUAUUUCAGUGCUUUAAUUAAAGUGACAGAUUGGCUGCAAGGACUGGACUGGAGUUAAACCUACAGACACUGCAGUCCUCCAAAACUAGAGUUAAACCUGCAGACACUACAGCCCUCCAAAACUGGAGUUAAACCUGCAGAAACUUCAGCUCUCCAGGAGUGUAGUUAAACCUGCAGACACUGCGGCCCUCCAGGACUGGAUUUAAAUAUGCAGAGACAGCACCCCCUUCAGGACUGGAGCUUGAUACCCCAGCAGUAUGUGAUGAGGUCCUGGGGGGCCACAUUUGUAAGGCAUCUCCUAAGUUUACAAUAUGGACAGAGAAACUGAUCCUGAAUCAGCACUUUGAUUCUGAGGCUCACUAAAGCGAAAAGCCUUUGAUGAAUACAUUUGUCAGGAAUGUUGUAUUUAUGUAUUAGGUGUGUGCGUUUGUAAUUUUCCAAAUGCUUGUACUGCUUUGUUAAUAUCUGUGACUGUUGUCAUAACACUGGGUGUAAACAGUUUGCACAGGGUUUUUUUUUUUGGUGUGAGGGUGACCUCUAGUGGUCAGACAGUAUUGGUGGAAUUGUGCUUUCACACUUGUAUAAACACUGAUUUGGUUUAUUGGAUGCAAUGUCAGUUCCCCUGUGUACUGACUUUGAGCUCUUAUAGUGAGAACCUGUUAUAUUCCAUAAUUAGGUUUACUUGUUUCGGUCCAGGGAAGUCCUGCUACCCGGCCAGAAUGUUUAGACCGCAGUUAUGGAAGCCUGGGAAACAGAAAUAUGACUAUAUUUAAAACACCGAAAUGUCUCAACAACAUUUAUAAUAACACUACUACUAUUCAUAAUAAUAAUAAUAAUAAUAAUAAUAAUAAUAAUAAUAAAUGUGUUAAAGUAUGAAAUAGGGAUUAAAUGUAAUUUGUUUUCUCCUGUAAGAGUUCUAGUUUUUUUAGGACUGUGGAAGUGGAACCACAAUAUCCAUAGAGUUGGAGUACUUCAGUGACUCACCUGGUCUUGCUAAGACCCGUCGCGCAUAAAACUGAGGCAAUGGACUCUAAAGCCGGAUUCCUUUCUGUGUUGUACUGGUUGUAAAAAAUAUACGUAUUUAUGUGGUCUGCAUUUUGUACAAGUGUUUUUGCGUGUGAUAAAGUGUCAUUUAUACUGAAUCAUUAAA